UCCGCAAUGAAACAUACUGUAUGUAUACUCGCUGGUGGAACAGGUAGGAACUGUAUGUGUCAAGUAUUUAUUUAGAAAUACGUGGGUAGCAUAAAUUCUUUGGAACGAGACAUGUCUUCUUCCUCCUAAGGAAAACACAAUUUGUGUAACUUUUUCUUUCAGCAUAAAUCAUGUGCUCUGAGUUGAAAAACUGCUAAUUGGAUGAAAUGUCCGGGUGCUUUUUCAGGGAUUACCUCCAUGCUGCAGCUGAUUCACAGUAUUACAGCAGACCCUGCAGAUGACACCAAGUGCUCCCUCAUAUUUGCUAACCAGGUCAGUCUCACCGGCGUACAGGGAAGAGUCACAUCCCACACAGUAUUAAACCGUCACCGUGGAUUAUCAAUGAAGUGGACACAGAGCUUGUUAUGAAUACAACUUCAAUGACAAUCAUCAAAUCAAAGACCCCUUAUUCUGGGGUCUCUUGCCCCCAGACUAAGCAUAUUCUACUACAGGAGGAACUAGAGAAGGUGCUGAAGAGUCACUCUGAACAACUCAAUUUGUGGUUCACUCUAGACAAGCCUCCACAAGACCGGAAGUACAGCUCAGGGUUUGUGAACGCUGAUAUGAUGAAAGAGCACCUUCCCCUUGUGUCCAACGAUGUGCUCAUUGUCAUGUGUGGCCCACCCCCCAUGACCCAGCAUCCAUGGCGCCCCAACCUCUCCACUCUGGGCUACAAGACAGAGAACACAUUCACAUACUGGUAACUCCCAGGCCUCCAACUAGGCAUAGAUACAUUAAAACGACACCAGGACAUUUAAGACAAUAUGUUCUAUUGAAUUCUGUGUGUAGAACACAAUGUAACACCCUACAUUUCAAGACCAACAGGAUAUUCUCUAGCGUUUUGAAUAACAAAUGUCAUAUUUGCAUGUUGAACAUUCAAAUAACUUUUUUGUGUGAGAUACUGUGAAUGGUUAGUUUAGUUUUAGUAUGUUUGAACUGUUUUAGUAAUAAUUGUUCUAAUCAUGUACUGUAUCUAAAGCAUUUGGAUGUUUUGUUGAAUCUCAUUACUCAUUAAAUCCAUCUCUAAACAUAA
Molecule: messenger RNA, 1072 nt
Organism: Salvelinus fontinalis (brook trout)
Lineage: Eukaryota; Metazoa; Chordata; Actinopteri; Salmoniformes; Salmonidae
Product: NADH-cytochrome b5 reductase 2
Exons: 2
Coding region: 405-743 (112 amino acids)
Cellular component (GO): mitochondrion
Molecular function (GO): oxidoreductase activity; FAD binding
Source: RefSeq, a predicted model, not a curated record